AUGGAAGACGGCGACUGGGAGCUAUCCAAGGAAAACAUACAGCCGUUGAAACAGGGCCGUGUCAUGUCGUCGCUUCAGGCAGCGCUCGCCCCGCAAUGCCAGGAAGACCUCAAGCAGAAACAGCGGGAGUUCGAAGAAGAGCUUCGCACCUCGUCCGGUGUCGCCCUUUUGGACGUAUACCACCGGUAUGUGUUGUGGCUGGAGCAGCACCACGUUACGACUAGUGUCAACAUGCCCCAGCUGCUUGAGCAGGCCAUUGUGCAGUUCAAGACAAACACUGAACUGUUCAACGACGUACGCUACGUCGGCAUUUGGAUACGCUAUGCUAUGAUGUCACCAGAGCCCCUCGCAACGUUCAAAGCCAUGUUUGAGACUGGUAUUGGCGAUCAGCAUGCUGAAUUCUACGCCACUUGGGCACAGCAGCUCGAAGCAUCUGGCGAUAGUUGUGGUGCAUCACGCGUUCUCCAGGGAGGCAUCCGUCGGCGAGCUGCGCCCACCAGCCGGCUCGAAGCGGCUCUGAGGCACCUGGAGGCACGUGUCAGUCGCCAGGUCGCUCUCGACGUGCAGCAGCAGUGCCAGGAAGCGGCGUUAGUUGGUGGCCCAAGACGGGAUGCGCGAUCUGUUCUGGCUCCACUGCGUCCACAGAAGCAGGGCACCGCCCCUGUGACGCGGUCGGCACCUGUCACCAGGCCAGCCGAGCAGCAGCAGCGUGGCCUGGCAAUAGUGACAGCCGGCUCAGCGGCAGGCAACCGAGGCCACACGAAGGUACGCGUGCAGGCCGACGAGAACGCUCUACAAGAUGGCGAUGCCCUGCUCAUUCAACCCGUGGCUGCACCACCCUUUGUGGCCGCCGCCCAGCUGACCAAGGAGAAUAGCCGUACAGCUGGAAAGUGGUCUGGAGUUACGGCGAAGCAGCGGCUUCCGUCAGCGUCUCCGCGGCCGGGGUUCGAGGUUCUGGAAGAAGAAGACAGCCAGCCUCCUUCUUGCACGCCUACCCUGGUCCCUGGCAGUCGGCAAGUUCUCAGCGAGCGCAAGAAGUCUGCAGAAGCGUACGAUGGUUUCAGCUGGGACCGGUGGGUGGUCCCGCUUUGUCGUCCCGACCCUGAAGGUCUGCCGGUGCGGCCAAUGUAUGACAAGGCGAGUGUGUACAGGGGCACCACAGAGUUCCAGUUCGAGGAGAUCCGCAUGGCCCAUAUUCGGGCACAGCAACGGCAGAUGGACUUGGAACAGCAACUGGAGGCAGAGCGAAAUCGACGCGCGCAGCUGGAGUUAGAGAGUCUGCAGAGAGAGCAGCGCGAACGGGAAGAGGUGAAGGCGCUUAAGCGGGAGGUGCUGCAAAUGCGUAAGGAGCUGCAGCUGUUGCACCGCCAGCUGGCCAAGAACAGGAGUGGCAGUAGGGACCACGCUGUGGUGACUAGCCAGAUUGUGCGUUUGGAACAGAGUAUCCUGGCUGCUGAGCAGUCCAUCCUUGUCCAGCCUGUAUCAAACAGCAGCAUAGAGGAGGGAGCCUGUGGACAACCUGACGAAGUGGACAUGCCGCCUGACACACCGAGUGCUCACCAGGCGAGCGGGGCUGCAAGUGCCGAAAGCACCCAGAGUGGUGGAAGCUUGCGCACAGUUGAUGUGUCCAAAGUUGUACGCAGCCUCUGGAACUGCACUUUGGGCCAGUCACACCUGAGCCAGCAAGAUUGCACGCUGCAGGCUCCUUCAAAACACACGGUAUUAGAUGAAGUGCGAACUGAGUCUGCCAUUGAAGACUCUGCUGUCGUGGUGGGUGUUCCAGCAGCACCUUUUGAGGUGUUCUCUGAGCCCACCGAGACAGGAGUGCUUGCCUGUGUGCACCUCUGCCACCAAACGAUGAUGCUCCUGAAGAGGGUGACAACGAUGAGAACCGGCUGCCAGCAGAUUGUAGCCCGCCAGAGGUUUCUGUGA
Messenger RNA from Rhipicephalus microplus (southern cattle tick), 1932 nucleotides. Its product is annotated as mitotic checkpoint serine/threonine-protein kinase BUB1 beta-like. The record is from RefSeq and is a predicted model, not a curated record. NCBI's taxonomy places the organism in Eukaryota, Metazoa, Arthropoda, Arachnida, Ixodida, Ixodidae.